Sorghum bicolor (sorghum) is the source of this 962-nucleotide messenger RNA. RefSeq names its product histone deacetylase complex subunit SAP18. Gene Ontology annotation, molecular function: transcription corepressor activity; transcription factor binding. The record is from RefSeq and is a predicted model, not a curated record. NCBI's taxonomy places the organism in Eukaryota, Viridiplantae, Streptophyta, Magnoliopsida, Poales, Poaceae. Gene Ontology annotation, biological process: negative regulation of DNA-templated transcription. Gene Ontology annotation, cellular component: nucleus. Bases 186 to 644 code for a protein of 152 amino acids. The transcript is spliced from 7 exons.
UUACGCAAUUCUCAUUGAUCUGGAACUGCAAAAUUUAGGGUUUUGUUUGCCUCACCCACGCCGUCGGCUCCUCCCCCUCCCCACCUCCACCUCUCCCCGCGAAGGAUCGGCGGCGGCGGCGAGCGCCUUCCCUUGUCGAAGUCCACCCGGCGGCAGAGCAGAGCCUCGUUGCUGAGGAGGGGGAGAUGGCGGGCAUGGGAGAUAUGCCGAUGAGGCCGGCGCGUCCGGGCCCGCCGAUGCAGCACCGCGGGCCGCCGCCGAUGGCGCGCCUCCGCCCCGAACCAAUCGACCGUGAGAAGACCUGUCCUCUGCUGCUCAGGGUUUUCACAAGGGUUGCUGGUCACCAUCAAAAUGAAGAGUUUGCUGUGAGAGGGAAGGAACCAAAGGAUGAAGUUCAGAUUUACACAUGGAAGGAUGCCACUCUCCGCGAGCUCACUGAUCUUGUGAAAGAGGUUGCUCUUCCAGCAAGGAAAAGGAAUGCGAGGCUUUCUUUUGCAUUUGUAUACCCAGACAAGAAUGGUCGUUUUGUUGUCAGACAGGUGGGUUCGACCUUCGCAUAUGGUCAUGGAAGAGGUGAUGAUGCCAAAACUCUUGCAGAGCUCGGGUUCCAGAUUGGUGAUUACUUGAGCGUUGCAAUCAUGUAGACGGUGCCCACAAUGAAUUCAGCGACUGUACCAGAUGUAACUGCUGUGAUGUCAAAAGGCUUUAGUUGCAACAAUCAAGGGUUGAAUUUCUGUUAGCACUAGGAAGUGGAACCAAAAUUGUCUGUAAUACUGGUAGUAUCAAAUUAAUUACCUAGACACUUCGAACGAGCAACUGAGCAAGGCUUCUGGUAUGGUUGCUUUUGCUUGUAUAAUAUGGCACUUAUCUGUGCCUCUGUGGUGCCUGAAGUUUCCAAAUCUGGACAACGUGCGUUUUCAAUGGAGAAUGUUUAGUUGGGCUGACUGAUAUUUACACCCACA